AUGGAAGAUGAUGAAAUUAAAGCACACACACCUUAUAUUGAUGGUAGCCUUCAUGAAUGCCUAGCACUUACCACAGACCAUAUGCCCAGACCUAAGAAACCAUCGAUAAAGUUUAAGGAAUUACCUAAGAAUAUGAGAUCUGAAUUUCUUGAUAAGGAACUAAAGCGUCCAGUUAUAGUAAAUGACAUGAUGUUUGUUCCUUGGUUGAAAAAAUUGCUAUCAAUCACUACAUUUUUCACCUUAUGUGAAGUUCACCCAAACGUGCCAAAAAAUGAGUGCAACAUGUUUUGCCUCGAUUGCAAUGAUAAUCCGUUUUGUGGUUCUUGCAUCACUUCUGGUCACAAAGAUCACAAUGUAAUUCAAAUACGGAGGUCUUCCUAUAACGACGCAGUUAGGACCACUGAUAUUUAUAAGUUUGUGGACAUUCUUGGAAUUCAAACCUACAUGAUAAAUAACUCUACAAUCGUCUUCAUUAACAAGAGAGAUCGUAGUCAUCCGAAGAGAAACAAUGUUAGUAAUUUCGGUUACAUGAGUGAUUCUCUUUGCAAGAUUUGCAAAAGAAAUCUAGUGGACCCUACUUACUUCUGUUCUUUGGAAUGUAAGUUUGCUUGGAUAGAAAAGGAAGGAGGUUUUUUCGUAAGUGCAAAAGAGAAGAAGGAAUUGGAAUUUUUGUUAGAAAAAUCCAUCAAAGUGAUACCACCAAAAGGAAAGACAAAAAAUAUGGGUGAACACAAUUCAAAACGAAAACUAGAAGAAGCGGGAAUUGAAGAAGACAAUGAUCAAGAGGAAGAGAACCAAGAAGAAGAUGAAAAAGAUGUCAAAGAAGAUGAAAACAACAAAGAAAAUGUGGUUCUGAUCAAUCAUCCACCGACUUCAAAACGCAAGCCAAAUUCAAGAAGAAAGGGAAUACCCCGUAGGGCACCUUUCUUUUAA
Vicia villosa (hairy vetch) is the source of this 933-nucleotide messenger RNA. RefSeq lists its product as uncharacterized. The record is from RefSeq and is a predicted model, not a curated record. Lineage: Eukaryota; Viridiplantae; Streptophyta; Magnoliopsida; Fabales; Fabaceae. The transcript has 4 exons. Bases 1 to 933 code for a protein of 310 amino acids.